Molecule: messenger RNA, 2115 nt
Organism: Papaver somniferum (opium poppy)
Lineage: Eukaryota; Viridiplantae; Streptophyta; Magnoliopsida; Ranunculales; Papaveraceae
Exons: 4
Coding region: 1-2115 (704 amino acids)
Source: RefSeq, a predicted model, not a curated record
AUGGUUCUGGUUGGUGCUCCUGCAGAGGGACCUGAAUUGAUAGAUGAAGAACAAUUCAAAAAGGUGAUGAUCUGGUUACUUAUCAAAAGAAUACCAUAUCAUAUCAUACUAGACAUUCAAGGUAUUCUUAGGCCAAUUGGAGUCUUCCAAUUGCCAAGAAAGCCUAUGGAAGAGACAGAUUUGAAAAGAACUUGGAGUCUGCAGACCCUAGAUCAUCCAAGCCCCCCUUGCCCCUCCCCACCAAAUCACUUUCAAUCCCUCCACAAUAAUUUCCCUACCCCUCAACCAUCUCCCCCACCAAGAACUCAACAACAAAAAAUUGUUCAAGCUAGAAAAAACAUCAUCUAUAAACCCUACUCUGAUGCUGCUGUUGCUGCUGAAUUUGAGAUAAAAAUGAAGACAACAAAAAAACUGGAACUUGAAACAGAUAUUGCAAACCUUGCCUCAUCUUCAAAGGAGCCACUCAUCUUUAGUGCUCAACCUGAAACACCUUUGGAUAACUUCCAACCUCAUCCAGAUGUGUUAUCUUGCCAAAUCAAAAACAAAAAAAAUUGGAACUUGCUAAGAAGAUUGCUGGAAACUAAAAAAGAAAACUAUCCAAGGAUGAAAACUGCUGCAAGAGCUAAAACUAUUAGCACCUCCAACACUAAAGGUCAUCACACUAUGGACCCUGAAAGCAUCUUCCCAACCUCCCCUCCACCAAAACCCUUCCGUUUCAACUCCUUACCAACCCUAGCUCAAAUUAAAGCAAGAAUGGAAGCUAAUCAGGCCAAAAAGAAAAAGGAAACAUGGAAGGCAAAAAAGAAAUCUCAUGUGUUUGAACAGAUAUCUUCACCAACUCCUCUAGACACCAUGAUGGAAACCAAAAGAAAUAAACCUACCCAAGCUGAAGAUGGUAUUGAAAUCAGUUCAUUUGACUCUGACUUCCUCAAACGGUUCAAAGAUCAGGAUAAAAAAUCUGCAAGGUCGCUUGACUCAAACAACAAUUCUCAGAUGGCUAAUGGAGGUGCUAGUGGCACUGCUGGUGGAUUAACAUUGAUACGGAAGAGUAAUUUAAACAUUGAAAUACUUGAUUCUUCUCUCAAUCAUAUCAAUGCUAUUGUUAGGCCUGCCAGUGGCUCUCCUUGGUUAUACACUGGUUACUAUGGUAGUCCUUAUGAUACAGAUAAUAAACUCUUCUCUUGGAAGAUGCUGGAAAAUACUGCUGCCAUUAACAACCUACCUUGGUUGGUUAUUGGAGACCUAAACAUUAUUCUUCAUGACACUGAAAAAUUCAGUGUUCAUACUAUAGAUACCAAUGAAGCUAAUAUAUUUAGCAACAAAAUCUUUGAGUUGGAUCUUGUGGAUUUGGGCUCCACUGGCUGUCCAUUCACUUGGUCAAAUAAAAGAGAUGGUCACAAUCUCACUGAACAAAGAUUGGAUAGAGGACUGUCCAGUGAAAGUUGGCUCUUGCUACACCCCAACAAUACCAUCAUCAAUAUGCUUGCUAUUGGCUCUGAUCACCACCCUAUUCUUCUCAAUUCUAACCCCUCCUGGCAAACUGAUAGAAAGCUAAAAGACAUCAAGCUUCAACUCAGAAAGUGGAACAAGGAGAUCUAUGGCAACAUCAAGAUUAACAUUGAAGAAUGCAAGCAACACCUUCUCUGGUUACAAACAAACUACUUUAGAGCUGACAAAAAUCAAGCCAUCAAAGUAGCUAGAUAUCAACUCAAAGAUUGGCAGGAUGUUGAAGAAAAAUUUUGGAAGAAAAAAAGCAGGGAUCAAUUUACUAAGAUGGGAGACCAAAACACAAGCUACUUUCACAGAGCCACAAAGUGCAGAACAAGAAGAAACAAGAUUGAUGCUAUCCAAGACAAUCAAGGGCACUGGAUUACAGACUAUAAAGAGAUAAAACACUGCUUCACUCAACAUUUUUCCAGAAUGGCCACUGCUGAAAACCCUCCCAUCAACCCAGAGAUUAUCAACCUAAUUCCUACCACUAUCACCUCAACUGACAACAGUAUGCUAAAUAGAAUCCCAGAUCACAAUGAAGUUAAAAGCAUUCUCUUUAGCAUGGCUAAGGACAAAGCCCUUGGACCAGAUGGCUUCCCUCCAAAUUUUUUCCAAGCUAACUGA